Penicillium cosmopolitanum is the source of this 420-nucleotide messenger RNA. RefSeq lists its product as uncharacterized. NCBI's taxonomy places the organism in Eukaryota, Fungi, Ascomycota, Eurotiomycetes, Eurotiales, Aspergillaceae. The record is from RefSeq and is a predicted model, not a curated record. Bases 1 to 420 code for a protein of 139 amino acids. The transcript is spliced from 2 exons.
AUGAAUCUUGUAUAUGAAGAUAAUAUUCUACCCGAAGACCAAUAUGAAGAUUUUCCUACCGAGACGUCUUUUUCUGAAAUUCAUGAUACUAUUCAGACAAUUCCAAACGAUCCAGCCCUCGAUCCAAUCCUCCCUUCGGAAUCAGCUUCACAGACUAUUCCACCGGAGCCUGAGACAUCGUCACUUCUAAUUACACACGAUCGUCUUAUUCGAUACAAAGAAUGCAAUUGGGAAACAUCCGACUCAAUCCGAUCAGGCUCAACUGGGAAUAUGGAGCGUUAUCUUCAGAAAGUAUAUGCUAUCUCAGCACCGUCUUCUUCCUCAUCUGAGUCGACCGAGCAACAGCCUUCUAUCAUCGAGUCAUUGAGCAAAAAGCCUAAGCUGUCGGUAGCAGCUCAGCUUCAGCAGAAUAUCCUAUGA